AUGGCGUCCGGCUUCCCUAUUCUUCGCGACGUGGUGGCGUAUCCCACCCUGGCCGUGGCCGCCUCGCUCGUGGUCUACCAGUGGCAGUGCGUGGCCGUCGGCCUGGCGCGCCACAAGUACGGCGUGGCGGCCCCCAAGACCACCGGCAACGACGACUUCGAGCGCGUUUUCCGCACCCAGCAGAACACGCUCGAGGCUCUGGUCAUCUUCGUGCCCUCGGUCUACACGUUCUCCUACUUCGUGCACCCGGUGGGCGCGGGCGUGCUGGGCGGCGUGUUUGCGGUGGGCCGACUGAUCUACGGCCUGGGCUACGCCAAGCAGGCCGAGAAGAGGAGCGCGGGCUUCGCCCUCUCCCUCCUCGCCAACGCCGUUCUCCUCGGUGGCACCGUCUAUGGCGUCGGCCGCUACCUCCUCACUCGCCCCUGCUAA
Messenger RNA from Acanthamoeba castellanii str. Neff, 429 nucleotides. RefSeq names its product MAPEG domain containing protein. The coding region runs from base 1 to 429 and encodes 142 amino acids. The record is from RefSeq and is a predicted model, not a curated record. The transcript has a single exon. Gene Ontology annotation, molecular function: glutathione peroxidase activity; glutathione transferase activity. Gene Ontology annotation, cellular component: membrane. Lineage: Eukaryota; Discosea; Longamoebia; Acanthamoebidae.